UGUAUAUGUUUUGCGUAUCACUUUCGGAUUCCAUCGCAAUAGAUUACAAAUCACCGGAUGCCAUAGCACUGGAAUCAGUCUCCGCCCACCUCCAUAAAUCACUUACUGCUGAUGAUCAUGGAUUAGUGAGAGCGCACGUGCGAGGAAUCAACUUCAGACUCUUGGACUGCCGUCAGAAAAUCCCAAUGUCUGGAAAUGAAGAGCGCACGUUCAUAGCCAUCAAGCCUGAUGGAGUGCAGAGGGGACUUAUCGGAGAGAUCAUAAAGCGUUUCGAACAGAAGGGCUUCAAGUUAGUUGCUAUGAAGUUACUCCAGGCCGAUGAGGAUCUUCUGAGACAGCACUACUGUGGCCUGAAGGAUCGGCCUUUCUUCCCAGGGCUUGUCAGUUUUAUGUCCUCUGGCCCUGUGGUUGCCAUGGUGUGGGAGGGUUUUAACGUUAUAAAAACCGGCAGAGUAAUGCUCGGCGAGACUAAUCCCAUUGACUCCAAGCCUGGGACUAUCCGAGGUGACUUUUGUGUUCAGGUUGUCCGGAACAUCAUUCACGGCAGUGAUUCUGUCGAAAGUGCCAAUGGCGAGAUCAACCUGUGGUUCAAACCAGAGGAGAUCAGUGACUACACCAAAUGUCAGGACAGCUGGCUCAACGGCUGAAUACUUUCUUCUUCUUCUGCACUUUUCUCCCUCCCGGGUGCGUCUGGUUUAAAUCAACCCAUUUUAAUUUUUAUUCCCACUGUUUCUGGUGUUUUGUCGUUACAAUAAAACCAAAAAUCAUUUCUAUCCCAUGAGUUCAAACGACAGCUUCAAUGAUCUGAUACUAUAUAAUAAAACAAAUGUUAGAGCCACUUUGACAUGAGUAGUCUGAGGAUUUAUCUCGUGACGAUUUUAUUAAACAUAAUACUUCAAGUAGUUCAAAUCAAUGAAUUAGAGGCCUAUUUUUACUUACUGUAUGGUACUGGUGGCCCCACUCAGGCAAAGCAAUGUAGCGCAAUGCCACACAAAGCACUGCAGUAAG
Sinocyclocheilus anshuiensis is the source of this 1008-nucleotide messenger RNA. Its product is annotated as nucleoside diphosphate kinase A-like. The coding region runs from base 6 to 647 and encodes 213 amino acids. Gene Ontology annotation, molecular function: nucleoside diphosphate kinase activity. The record is from RefSeq and is a predicted model, not a curated record. NCBI's taxonomy places the organism in Eukaryota, Metazoa, Chordata, Actinopteri, Cypriniformes, Cyprinidae. Gene Ontology annotation, biological process: GTP biosynthetic process; UTP biosynthetic process; CTP biosynthetic process. The transcript is spliced from 5 exons.